Molecule: messenger RNA, 1550 nt
Organism: Ceratitis capitata (Mediterranean fruit fly)
Lineage: Eukaryota; Metazoa; Arthropoda; Insecta; Diptera; Tephritidae
Gene: Tmem43
Product: transmembrane protein 43 homolog
Exons: 5
Coding region: 162-1286 (374 amino acids)
Biological process (GO): nuclear membrane organization
Cellular component (GO): nuclear inner membrane
Source: RefSeq, a predicted model, not a curated record
CUUCCGUUUUAAAACAUUACGCACUUUCUCAAAAAUUCUUUAAAUACUAAAUUUUAUAACUCUUCACAAAUAAAUUAAAUAAUAAAGAACGCUUAGGAUUAAAUAAAUCUUCAAUAAUAAAAUACCGUGGUAGGAAGUUCAUUGUAGGCAUUGGCAAAGGCAUGGCGCUGCUUGAAGCCUUUCGGGCAAACUGGCUAAUAGCCACAUUUGGUUGCAUCUUAUUUACUGGUGGAUUGUGCCUACUCUCAUGGAAUGAAGGACGAGCGGUGCACACCAUUUUAUCACUUGAUGAAGCACUGGAUGAUGCUAUAACAUUGGACCCCAACGAAGAGCUGGAGCACAAUUACAAUAAUCGAAUAGUACAUAUGACAGGACCUAUAGUGAUUGGAGAACCGCUCACCGAACCAGAUUAUAAUAUACAAGUGUUAGCUGUGAAAUUAAAGCGUCGGGUGCAAAUGUUUCAAUGGGUAGAAGAGUCAAUGGAGCACAAUUAUGGAGAGAGUAUUGCUUCGGUCCAAACGGAAAGUCGCACAUACUACUAUUAUACGGAAUGGCGAGACAAAUUAAUCGAUUCGCGAAGUUUUUACAUACGUACGGGCCAUCAAAAUCCCGAUCGAUUCCCCAUCGAGAGUCAAACCCAAGUUGCCGAUGCAGUCUUCAUUGGAAAGUACGAACUGGGUAAUGAGAUAAAGAAUAAGUUUACAAACUAUGUGGAAUUAACCUCGGACACGAGACCAGAAGAUCCUACCAUUAAAAUGCAUUUAGGACUGUAUUACCAUACGAAUGAUGUUUUCAAUCCGGAAAUAGGCGACGUGCGUUUACUAUUUUCUUUCGCUGGUCUGGAAGGAGAAAUGUAUACGAUAGUUGGUAAAUUGGAGAAUAACAAAAUAUUACCAUAUCGCACCAGUCGCGGUGUCGACGUACUGCUAAUAUAUAGCGGAGAAUUGGGUUUAGCCGAGGUCUUUAAGCAAGAGCAUCAUGCCCAGCGGCUGACCACAUGGGGCUAUCGUUUGAUGGGUUGGGUGCUGGUUUUCUUUGGCGUUACAUGUACUUCCAGACUUUUAAAUAUUAUUUUGAAUCGUAUUCAUGUCUUGUCAGUAUUAGCGCCCGAUCCACAAUUUCCCGUUGGUGCUAACUUAAUGCUCUCACUAUCCUUUACACUAAUAAUUGCGUCAAUCGCCUGGAUUUUACAUCGACCAAUGAUCGGUGCUAGUCUAAUGUUCGCCGCAGCAUCACCUUUUGUAUGGUGUGCUCGCGGCAUGACAAAUUAUCAGCGUGUGAACUGAAAGGAGCCUAAUACAGCGCUAUGGGCAUAUAAUCACCUCAUAAGCAAGGAAGAUGAAAGCUGGUACCAUUAUACCCAUUUAAGUUUGUUAACAGCGUAUGCAUUUGCAAGAUAGAUAUUUCUGCUAGUCAUCAUAAUAGUUUUUUAAAAAGCGAUAUUUAUUUUUUUUUAUGUACAGAAAGAUAUGUAUACACACUCAAACGUGUAAAUGUAAUGGAAUAUUCGCUUUAGAGAUUCAAUCGAAAAUAAAAAAAAAAAUUCACAU